Symbiodinium natans is the source of this 927-nucleotide messenger RNA. Lineage: Eukaryota; Dinophyceae; Suessiales; Symbiodiniaceae. The record is from the annotation of a GenBank genome assembly.
AUGCACACCUGCGUGUCCAUCACCGUUUCGGCGCGAGCAUACAGCGCGCUUUACGUGUUCUCGCUGUGCUUCGCGUCCCAACACCUACAUGGCCAGGCUCAAUUCCUGCAGCGUGCUUCAACCACGCCAGCGCCCAGCAACGGAGGCUUAGGUAAGGAGGAGCAGCGAGCAAUCAACGAGCUGUUGACCGUCGUAGGCCUCAUUUGCUCUCCCAUCCUCUUGGGCCUGCUGGUGGGCCUUUUUAGGUAUCGAAGAACCCUCAUCCAGAUGUUGCCGGAGUUUCAUUCCAACAAGGUCACAGACAAGGAGCGGAAGUUUUUCAAAGCGGCGGAGACUCAGAAGGCCCGGGCCGAGGAACUGCGAACCGCCGCCGACCCCGUGGCCGAAGGUCCCGUGUUCCUCCCGGCGCAGCCCAAAAGGGAUUUGGGCCCUUUGAACGACGUGGAGGCAUUCUUCCGCGCUUCUUCGGCGGAGGAUGACGAUCGCAGUGUGUUCGCCCAUAGCUCCAAAGCAUCUGCCAGCACCGAGAGCUUGACGGGUCGCAAUGAGUUGGACGAGUCUAUUGGGAGCCGCCGGCAAGCGAGCAAGGCCAGCUCGAAAGACAGCAAGGCAGCCAUGAUCACCGGCUUGACCAGAUCGACGAGUGAUCUGUCAGAAGGUAGUUGUGAGCACGCUGCUGUACACCCAGAGCUCCAUCCGGAGGAAGGUGCCCCUCCUGUUCCGAGCCUGGGCAAGGACUUCUUGCGCCUGCCCGACGAGAGUGGUCGGGUGGGCCGCAAGCCAAGAAAUGGCAGCAAGCAGAGCACCGGCAGCCGCAAGGCCGCGUCUCGUUCUAGCAGCAAGAGCUCGGCCCGAAGUGGCAGCAAGGAGAAUCUGGGUGAAGGAGGAGAGGUCAAGAGAAAGAACCGUCGCUUGCUCACGAGCUGA